Messenger RNA from Linum trigynum, 861 nucleotides. NCBI's taxonomy places the organism in Eukaryota, Viridiplantae, Streptophyta, Magnoliopsida, Malpighiales, Linaceae. The record is from the annotation of a GenBank genome assembly.
AUGGCAGCCACUGCUGCAACUGCUGCUGCUGGAGCCAUUAGUUCAUCUCUCUUCCCGUCCAUCAACACCCUAAACAACAGGCUGCACCUGCCAUCCUCGGACUCUGUCCUCAGACUUCCAACCUCAGCUCGUCUACAUCUAUCUGCUGCUCCCGGCGGUGGAGAUCAUCUUCCUCUUCCCAUUGCUGCAGCAGCAUUGUGGCGGGCGCCCAAGAAGGUAUUUGUGGCGGCCGUCGCUCAGGAGGAGGCAGAGGCCGAGGUGGAAACGGCUGCUCCAGCGGAGGAAGAGAAAGGAGUUGAAGUUGGUGAAGAAACGGAAGAAGGCAGCGGUGGCGUGAAUACAAAGCUUUACUUUGGGAAUUUGCCUUACAAUGUUGAUAGUGCGCAGCUUGCUGGGAUCAUUCAGGAUUAUGGAAGCCCUGAACUCAUUGAGGUUCUCUACGACAGGGCAACAGGGAGAAGCAGAGGAUUUGCUUUCGUGACUAUGAGCAGUAUUGAUGAUUGCAAGGCAGUGAUCCAAAACCUUGAUGGCAAACAAUACAUGGGUCGGAUCCUCAGGGUGAACUUUUCGGACAAACCUCGACCCAGAGAACCUCUGUACCCAGAGACAGAACACAAGCUGUUUGUUGGCAACUUAUCAUGGUCUGUCACCUCCGAGAGCUUGACAGAAGCUUUCAAACCUUAUGGCAAUGUGGUUGGCGCCAGAGUGCUUUAUGACGGGGAGUCCGGAAGGUCUCGUGGGUACGGAUUCGUUUGCUACACCAGCAAAUCAGAUAUGGAAACAGCUCUGGAAGCUCUUAAUGGACUGGAAUUAGAAGGACGAGCCAUAAGGGUGAGCUUGGCAGAAGGAAAGAAAACAUGA